This is a messenger RNA of Dromiciops gliroides (monito del monte), 6738 nucleotides long. It is a transcript of the gene CACNA2D2, whose product is annotated as calcium voltage-gated channel auxiliary subunit alpha2delta 2. Bases 500 to 3916 code for a protein of 1138 amino acids. Gene Ontology annotation, cellular component: voltage-gated calcium channel complex. The transcript has 39 exons. Gene Ontology annotation, molecular function: voltage-gated calcium channel activity. Lineage: Eukaryota; Metazoa; Chordata; Mammalia; Microbiotheria; Microbiotheriidae. The record is from RefSeq and is a predicted model, not a curated record.
GCGGCGACGGCGACGGGCGGGCAGGUUGGCGGCUGCAUAUUUGAAGGAAAGUAUCAGUUUGUAUUCGCUCAGUGUGUUUGCUCCAGCGGCCGCGGCGGAAGCCCGAGCUCAGCCUGCUCGGCCAGGGCAGCGCAGGCCCAGCGGCGCGCAACUCAGCCGGGGUCGCCGCUGCCCCAGCCCCGCCCCGGCCCCGGCCCCGGGCCCCGGAGCUGCUCUGUUGCCCGGGGCCGCCUCCCCCUGCCUUGCCCCCGCUUCGCCUCGCCUGCCUCGCCUGCCACCGCCUGCCUCGCCUCGCCUUCCCGGGGCAGGCAUCUCCGGACAGCGGACAGCGCAGCAGAGGCGCCGCGCAGAGGCGCAGGCGCAGGGCUGCGAGGCGAGGCCCGAGCAGGAGGUUCGGAGCCCGGCCCCCGGCCCGGUCUGUUCCCCGGCUUCUCCCCCGGUCCGAGGUGCCCGCGCUGCGCUGCGCUCCGCUCUGCUCCGCUGGGCGCGGAGUCGUUCAAUGGAAAUAUGGCGGUGUCGGCUCCGACCUGCGGCGCCCUCCUCGCUCGCCCGGGCUCUGUGCAGCGGCGGUAGCGGCGGCGGCGGCCACCCUCCACCUCCACCUCACCUCUGCUGCUGCUGCUCGUCCUCCCCCGCGCCCGGCGCCCGCGGCUACAGCUUCCCCCAGCAGCACACAAUGCAGUACUGGUCUCGAAGGCUGGAGCAAGAGAUUGAUGGAGUGAUGAGGAUCUUCGGUGGUGUCAAGCAGCUCAGAGAGAUCUACAAGGACAACAGAAACUUGUUUGAGAUCGAGGAGAACGUCCCCCAGAAACUUGUGGAGAAAGUGGCAGGAGAUAUCGAGAGCCUACUGGCCAAGAAGGUCCGGGCUCUGAAGAGACUGGCUGAUGCUGCAGAGAGAUUCCAGAAGGCCCAUCGUUGGCAGGACAACAUCAGGGAAGAAGAUAUCCAGUACUAUGACUCCAAAGCAGAUGCUGAACUGGAGGACCCUGAGGGUGAGGAGUUUGAGAGGGAAAAGCCCAGUACCCUACAGCUGGACUUCGUUGAGGACCCAAACUUUAAAAACAAGGUCAACUACUCAUAUACGGCUGUCCAGAUCCCUACGGAUAUCUACAAAGGCUCCACGGUGAUCCUGAAUGAGCUCAACUGGACAGAAGCCCUAGAGGAUGUGUUUGUAGAGAACCGCAAGGAAGACCCAUCGCUGCUGUGGCAGGUUUUUGGCAGUGCCACAGGGGUCACCCGAUAUUACCCAGCUACCCCUUGGAGAGCACCCAAAAAGAUUGACCUGUAUGAUGUUCGCCGGAGACCCUGGUACAUCCAAGGAGCUUCCUCUCCCAAGGACAUGGUCAUCAUCGUUGAUGUAAGUGGCAGUGUGAGUGGCCUGACACUGAGACUGAUGAAGACCUCCGUUUGCGAGAUGCUGGACACCCUAUCCGAUGAUGACUACGUCAAUGUGGCCUCGUUCAAUGAGAAGGCCCAGCCUGUGUCCUGCUUCAACCACCUGGUUCAGGCCAAUGUUCGGAACAAAAAGGUUUUCAAGGAAGCUGUGCAGAACAUGGUGGCAAAAGGGACCACAGGUUACAAGGCUGGCUUUGAAUAUGCCUUUGACCAGCUCCAGAAUUCCAACAUCACCCGAGCUAACUGCAACAAAAUGAUCAUGAUGUUCACCGAUGGAGGGGAGGACCGAGUGCAGGAUGUGUUUGAGAAGUACAACUGGCCCAACAGGACGGUUCGGGUAUUCACCUUUUCUGUAGGACAACACAACUAUGAUGUCACUCCCCUGCAAUGGAUGGCCUGUGCCAAUAAAGGUUACUAUUUUGAGAUCCCCUCCAUUGGGGCUAUCCGAAUCAACACACAGGAGUACCUGGAUGUUCUGGGCAGACCAAUGGUCCUCGCAGGCAAUGAGGCCAAGCAGGUGCAAUGGACCAACGUGUAUGAGGAUGCCCUGGGCCUGGGGCUAGUAGUGACUGGAACCCUCCCUGUAUUCAACCUGACCCAGGAUGGCAGUGGGGAGAGGAAGAACCAGCUAAUCCUGGGUGUGAUGGGCAUCGAUGUGGCUCUGAAUGAUAUCAAGAAGCUGACGCCGAAUUACACACUUGGUGCAAAUGGUUACGUUUUCUCCAUUGACCUCAAUGGCUAUGUCCUCCUCCACCCCAACCUGAAGCCUCAGAUCACCAAUUUCCGGGAGCCGGUGACCUUAGAUUUCCUAGAUGCUGAACUAGAAGAUGAAAACAAGGAGGAGAUCCGAAAGAGCAUGAUUGAUGGGAAAAGGGGGCACAAACAAAUCAAGACUCUCAUCAAAUCCCUGGAUGAGAGGUACAUUGAUGAAGUAAUUCGAAACUAUACCUGGGUCCCAAUCAAAAGUACCAACUACAGCCUUGGGCUGGUCUUGCCCCCUUAUAGCACGUUCUACCUACAAGCCAACCUCAGUGACCAGAUCCUGCAGGUCAAGUUGUCAAUCAGCAAACUGAAGGAUUUUGAGUUCCUGCUCCCAAACAGCUUUGAAUCUGAAGGACAUGUUUUCAUUGCUCCCAGAGAGUACUGCAAGGACCUGAACGCCUCGGACAACAACACGGAAUUUCUCAAGAACUUUAUUGAGCUCAUGGAGAAGGUGACUCCAGACUCCAAGCAGUGUAACAACUUCCUCCUGCACAACCUGAUUCUGGACACCGGCAUCACCCAGCAACUGGUGGAGAAGGUGUGGAAGGACCAAGACCUCAACACGUACAGCCUCCUUGCUGUGUUUGCUGCUACUGAUGGGGGCAUCACCCGGGUUUUCCCCAACAAGGCAGCUGAGGACUGGGAUGAGAACCCUGAGCCCUUUAAUGCCAGUUUCUACCGGCGCAGCCUGGACAACCAGGGCUACAUCUUCAAGCCUCCAUAUCAUGACUCUCUCCUUAGACCACUGGAGCUGGAGAACAACACCGUGGGCAUCCUGGUGAGCACAGCUGUGGAACUCACCCUUGGGGGAAGGACGCUAAAACCUGCGGUGGUGGGAGUGAAGUUGGACCUGGAAGCCUGGGCUGAGAAGUUCAAGGUGUUAGCCAGUAACCGAACAGACCGAGACCAGCCCCAGAAGUGUGGCCCCAACAGCCACUGUGAGAUGGACUGUGAUGUGAACAAUGAGGAUCUGCUCUGCGUCCUCAUUGAUGAUGGUGGAUUCUUAGUACUCUCCAACCAGUAUAAUCAAUGGGACCAGGUGGGCAAGUUCUUCAGCGAGGUGGACGCCAAUCUCAUGCUUGCACUUUACAAUAUCUCCUUCUUCACUCGCAAAGAGUCCUUUGACUACCAGGCUGUGUGCACCCCCCGGGCCCAGAGCAACACAGGCGCUGCCCCCCGAGGGGUCUUCGUACCUACCAUCGCUGACUUCCUCAACCUGGCCUGGUGGACUUCAGCAGCAGCCUGGUCCUUGCUCCAGCAGCUCCUCUAUGGACUCACCUACCAUAGCUGGUUCCAAGCAGAAGAUGCAGCAGCUGAAGGCUCGGAGACCAGGGAGACCAGCUGCAUCAUGAAACAGACCCAGUAUUAUUUCAGCACCGCCAAUGCCUCCUACAACAGCAUCAUAGACUGCGGCAACUGCUCCAGACUGUUCCAUGCCCAGAGACUGGCCAACACCAACCUGCUCUUUGUUGUGGCAGAGAAGCCCCUGUGCAGCCAGUGUGAAUCAGGCAAACUGCUGCAAGCAGAGAGGCGAUCGGAUGGGCCGGAGCAGUGUGAGCUGGUACAGAAGCCACGAUAUAGGAAAGGACCUCACAUCUGCUUUGACUACAAUGCAACGGAAGAUACCUCAGACUGUGGCCGAGGAGCCUCCUUCAGAGCAUCCCUGGGCGUCCUGGUGUCCGUGCAGCUGCUGCUCCUCCUGGGCCUGUCACCUCUGCCCCUACCCUGGCCUCACAAUGCCCCUUCCCACCACCUCUGAAGCCCCCCCAGCCCCAGCCCUUUCACCUUAGCCACCCUUCCCUUCUUGCUGUGCCCACCCCCCCACAGCCUGUGGGAAAGUGGCUACUCUGGACUGUGGAUCCUGGGAGGUGUGCUCGGUAGGCCCCAACAGGCUCCAAGAUCCCAAUGCCAUGUCUUACUGUUUUGCUGUCAAAAGAUCACCCCAGCCCAACACCUGCCACCCCACUACCACCCUUACUCCAGGCACUGUGUGCUGCUGCCAAAGGCACCUGGUGCCCUGGGCCUAGCCUGGGCUGGCCUGGGCUGGCCUAAACUGGGCUGGCCUGGGCUGGGCUGGGCUGGGCUGGGCUGGGCUGGGCUGGCCUAAACUGAGCUGGCCUGGCCUAAGCUGGCCUGGGCUGGGCUGGCCUGGGCUGGACUGGGCUGGCCUAGGCUGGGCUGGGAGGAGCACCAACCCUCACAGAUGCUCCUCUCUCUUCCCAUCCCCUAGAGUUCACUCACACUCACUGAUUCUAAGGAAGGAUGGGACCAAGGUUCCUAUGGCCUCAGCUCCCCAGCCUUCUCUUACCUCUGAGGAUCUAGACACCCCAGAGAAUGACUAGGGAACAGGGACUAGGAGCUUCAACUCUGGGGGGAAGCAGGGUUGGGGGGGUAAAGGAUUGAGAAAGAUAUUUGACACAGGGCAGUCACUGUGUGAGUUUAGCCCUCAGUCUCCCCAUAUACACACACAUGUCUUGUCCUCAUUCCUGGACCUCACUGCAUAGGCCAUCGGAGAGACAGGAAGGGGCCCUGCCCAGGACACUGGUUUAGAUCUAGGCAAAGCACCAACAAGGGUGGAUGCUGAGAUCUACCAAGGGACCUGCCAGCCCCCAACCCUUAAGUCCAAGCCAGGCAGCUUCCCUGAUUGGAGCAUUGGCUUCCAAAGAUAACCCUGACUACUGGACCUAGAGCCUGGCUAGAGUGAGAACACACACACACACACACACACACACACACACACGUCAGAGUUGGAAGAGACCUCAGAGCUCAGUUGGUAUCUGUCCAAUUGGUAUCUGACAGCGACACAUGGACACACAUAACACACAAAGACAGAUAGAAAUAGAAACAGGUAUGUACACACAUGCAUACAGAGACAUGUUACAGACUCACAGCAUUGUAGAAUUUAAAGGGACACACACACACACACACACACAAACACACAUCUGUCAGGAGGGUGAUAAUCACAAAGCCUUAGUAAUGGGGGGUGGGGGCUGCACCCCGGAGGCUUCGUCCGGUUUCAUCCAUCUGGGGCUGAGCUCUUGCCCGUUCUGUCUGUCCCAGCUCAUCAUCCCAAUCUCCUCCCACCCCUGCCCCCGCCCCAGGAGAUGCACUCAGCUCCACUUACUUCACUUUCUUCCUUGCCCUGCAGCACCCAGUUCAGGUCCUGACCCGGAGUCCUUGGUGCCUCCCCGUUCUCUUCUCCCCCUCCCCCUCAGGCUCCAAAGCGGAACGUCAAAUUGUGCCAAAUGCUAGGUCAGGCAGUGAGUGGCUCUAAGGCCAAGCCCUUCAUUCCCUGCCCCCACCUGCCGGAAGCUUCACCCUAGAUUAUUUGCCAGUGACCGGUGGACAAUAUCUCCCCUGCCCUGAGCAAGUGUUCACACAUAAACACACCCCAGCCCUACGCAGACUUUCAGACACCCCCCCAAACCUCAGCCUGGGUGUCCCAGCCACACCUGGGCAAGGGAGUAAGGACGCUACUACCCACACAGCGUUCAUCUUCUGCCUAGCUGCUGUGCUGUGCCACCUGUGCCCUCAAGAGCACCCUCUGAGCAGUGCCACCCCAUCCCUCCCUCCCUCUCCCUCAAGCAGUCCCCACCCUUAGGUUCCAUAUCCCCCUUCUUACUCUAGCCCUGCAUUCCUAGCCGAGACUUCAGCAGAGGAAGACACUGAAGAGACAACCCCCUGAUCCCCCAACCCUAUACCCCAGGUCACACCCCCUCCACCUGGUACCUGUGUCCAUUUCCCCCAACCCCAUCACAUGACCCAGUGAUCUACACUGAGGCCAAAAUACCCAGUCCCCGGAGCUGGACAUCAUGCCCUCCCCACCCUAUCUCCUACACCGGGAGACACAGGGCCUGGGGCAGGUUGCUGAAGGAUUCAGCGCAUUCCAAUCCCAUUCCCCAAAUCCUCCGGUGUGGGGAAGGGCAGGUCACUAAAGAGCAAGGGGGGGAGGGGGGAAAAGGGUUUCCUCUAAAAUGUGGAAAGGAGGGGGGAAGGGGUGAUUCAUUAAUUAAUGCUUCAUUAAUUAAUGGUCCUGUUGCUUGUUGCUUUCUUAGUGUGUGUUGGUCCAUGCUGGCACUCACUCGCUUGUCAGCCGUGUCUUGGGAGUGUGUGUAAUUCUGUAGUUUAGUCAGGUGCUCACUGGAGAAUUUAAAAAAAAAGAAAAAAAGAAAAAAAAACAAGGAAACCAAGGCGUAUACAGAAAUAUAAAUAAAUAUAUAUAUGAUAUAUAUAUUUUAAGUUUAAAAACAGAAAAACUAAACAAAAGCCACCAGGUAGUUGUCCAAUCAGCAACUGGGUCUGACUCAGCUCAUCUCCCAUCUGGCUCGGGGCCUCCUUUUGCCCCCUUCUCCCUCUCCCAACCAGGCCAAGGGAGAGGGUGGGGAGGAGAAGGUGCCAGGGGCCUUUUCCUUUUUUCUGCGUUGGUUUGGUUUUUUGUUUUUUUUUGUACAGACAAGUCGGAUACAAAAGCGACAAAAAAGAUGAGAAACUUUGUAAAAUAUUGUGUGUGUGAUUCCUUGUAAAAUAUUUUCAAACGGUUUAUUACAAAAAAUCAGUUAUUAAAUAAUGUUCAUAUUUUCA